AAAAGCUUCUUAAGGCAGAGACUUGGCAAAUUUUGGAAAUAGCCUUGUGGAAUCUGUAAGUAAGAAGGAUGGGUAGCUGAUUUCUGUGAGGUCAAAUCUAUGUCAAACACCUACAAAUGUAGUAUUGAUAAGAACCCUGGAUAUUAUCUCGAGGAAUACAAACUGGAAAAAUAUAAGUCACGCAGUGCUAACACCUUGUGCAGUCCUCUUGGAUUAGGUUUGCUUUCAGCUGAAUUACUACUGCCUCAAAGAAAAUUAAGAUGGACAGAACAACUUAAUUCAAAAGGACUUGCCAUGAGGUGCUGAAGCCUUGUUUCAUUGAUUCGGAGAGACUGGACCUAAAUGGCGCAGCAUGACUUUGCUCCAGCCUGGCUUAAUUUUCCUACUCCACCAUCAUCAACAAAGUCAUCACUGAACUUUGAGAAGCAUUCUGAAAAUUUUUUGUGGACAGAGAAUCAUUAUGAAGCAAAUCGCAGAAGACACAACUCUUCAGAUGGAUUUGAUCCUAACAUUGGAUGGCCUAAUGGAGGGCAUUUUGGGAGAAAAGAGAAGAAUGGUUGGCGUUCACAAGGCAGAAAUGGUACAGAAAAUAUAAACCAUCGUGGGGGAUACCACGGCGGAGGUUCCCGCACUCAUACCAGCACUUUCCACUGUGGAAAAGGCCAAGGACUGCAUGAAAACAAUGUAUCUGAUAAUGAAACUGGGAAAAAGGAAGACAAGGAAGUACCCAAACAGUUUGAGGCUGAGGAUUUUCCAUCUUUGAAUCCUGAAUAUGAGAGAACACCAAACCAGAAUAAGUCUUUAGCUGCAGGUGUGUGGGAGUACCCUUUGAAUCCUAAAUCUAGAUCUCCAAGAAUGCUGGUCAUUAAAAAGGGCAGUACAAAAGAACUGCAGAUAUCUGGAUUCCCUGUAGUAGGAAGUCUUCAUUCACAGCCAGUAAAGAAUGGAACUGGCACAAGUGUUUAUAAAGGAUUAGUCCCUAAACCUGCUACUCCACCCGCAAAGCCUACACAGUGGAAAAGCCAAGCAAAAGAAAAUAAACUUGGGAAUCCAUUUUCUCAUGAAUCUGCAUAUGGUAUUGGCAAUUUCAGUCCUUUCAAAUCAACUGCCAAGGCAUUUACUGUAUCACAGAAUUUGGUGAAAGAGUGUAAUCGGUCAAAUUCGUCAUCCCCUAUUAACAAAGUUGGUCAGCCUCGUUUAACAAAAUUGACAAGAAUGCGGACUGAUAAGAAGAGUGAAUUUUUGAAAGCAUUGAAACAAGAUAGAGUGGAAGAGGAACGUGAAGACGAGAAUCAUGCUGGGCAAGAGAAGGAUGAUGAGUCCUUUAACUUGCACAACAGCAACAGUCCUCAUCAUGAGAGAGAUAUAAACCAAAACUUUGAAAAUGAAAUUCCGCAAGAGAAUGGCAAUGCUCCAAUUACAUCUCAACAGAUCAUUCGAUCUUCACCUUUCCCUCGGGCAGAUGUUCUUUCAAGCUCACUUGAGGCAGAGCAUAGGUUGUUAAAGGAGAUGGGCUGGCAGGAAGACAGUGAAAAUGAUGAAACAUGUGCUCCACUAACAGAGGAUGAGAUGAGGGAAUUCCAAGUCAUUAGUGAACAGUUACAAAAAAAUGGCCUUCGGAAAAAUGGCAUUUUGAAAAAUGGCCUCACCUGUGAUUUUAAAUUUAGCCCCUGGAAAAACAGCACUUUCAAACCUGCUCUGGAGAAUGAGGAUUCUGAGACGAGCAGCAGUGAUACAUCAGAUGAUGAUGAUGUGUGAAGAUUUCUGUAACAUCUGCAGAAGCUUGUUUUGAUCUCAUGAAAAUUUGGGGAUAUAUUGUCCAAAAAAAAAAUUUCUAAUUUAUAUAGUAACAUACCCCGUUAGAGGAAGAAUGAUGGGACUUCUCUCUGAAGAAAACAAGGAAUGUUGUGUUGAACAUUACUAUAAUUUCUUUGCAAACAAAUGUUGUAGAAUGAGGACUUGGGUUGACUUUCUUCAUCACUGCAGCAUUUCUGACUAGCAGUGUGACAAUGUAACAAAUCAGACUUUCUCAUUUAAUAAUAAAAACAAAAAGAAUUGUGUAAUGUCUCGCAAAGCUUCUGUCUUAAUAUGUCCAAGUCUAUUAGGAAAAAAAAGGCAGCUUGACACAGUGUUUUGCUUGCCAAGUCAUUUAUUUCUUACAAUGGAAAUCCUUGAGUCCACUUUGUAUGCAAAAAGGGCAAUGUAGCAUGUUAGCUAAAAUGAGCAAAGAGCACUAAAACUCUUUUCCUUAAUUGAGCUGUUGUACUGUUCUGCUUUUUCCACGCAUAACUGUUCUUUAGCCAUUUGUAGUGUAGUCAUCAUUAUUAACAGCAAAACCCCCUGAUAUUUCAGUUCCAAAUUUCUAGAACUAACUUUUAAAUUGAAAGCUUUAUGUGGGGUAUUGCAAGACCCAGUAUUCUCACAGUGAACACGUUUCUUGUGGGAAAAUAAGCACUUUGAUUUUUACUAUUCACGUGCAGAAAAAAUAAUUACACUGACUGGAUUUGUCCACUACAUGGAAAAUAAACUGAUUUACAGAGUAUUGUCUCAGUGCAUAGCA
Messenger RNA from Gymnogyps californianus (California condor), 2560 nucleotides. RefSeq names its product vasculin-like. The transcript has 12 exons. Gene Ontology annotation, molecular function: DNA binding; RNA binding. NCBI's taxonomy places the organism in Eukaryota, Metazoa, Chordata, Aves, Accipitriformes, Cathartidae. The coding region runs from base 343 to 1758 and encodes 471 amino acids. Gene Ontology annotation, cellular component: nucleus. Gene Ontology annotation, biological process: DNA-templated transcription; positive regulation of DNA-templated transcription. The record is from RefSeq and is a predicted model, not a curated record.